AUGUCAGGCAGCCUGAGGGUAUACGCGCUGUUCGCCAUCUUGUACAUUUUUACAGACCUAACAUACGCGGGCUCGGAGUCGUCUCAGCGCCAACCCAUCAACAACACCCAGCCGAUCGAUGUCUCCAAAAUCCCGUCCUGUUUGCUCGCAAGUUGCGAUACCGAUCCCCUAGGAACCGCACCCAAAGACGCGUGCACGCCUUUAAAGCCGUCGACUCAGUUAUACAAUAGAAGCUGCUACUGCUCCCUCAAGGAUCCGCUCUACUGUGCCUGGUCGUUCUGCACUUGGUGGGACUGGAUGGCCACCGAAGACUGGUUCGUGAAAGAGUGCGGCCCAGGCUCUGACGACCUUUCAUACGACGGUCUGCCAGCCUGCGCGCAAGGAUGUCUGCGCCAAAAGCUUGUCUACUACGGCUGCAUCACCGAGGGUCGCAAUUGCUUCUGUAUCCACGGGAGUCUGUUCGAUUGCCAGUCCAACUGCCACAAGGAGAGUGAAAUAACGGCCAUCAAGGACUGGCUAACGGACCAAUGCGGUGUCAGUGCUGCAUUGGCCCAGAAAGGGGUGGACACCGGUGUUUUCUACGGCUCCACGGACGAUACUUCUGAGUCGAGGCAAUCCCCUCUGAUCUACCGACCCAAAAGGAAGAAGCUGAAGUGGUAUGAGAUCUUUGCAAUUGUGCUGCUUUGCCUUUCUUUCGUGAUGGGAGGAAUCAUCUGGAUUGCUUCGGCAAGGAAAAGGAACGCUGGCUCUGCCAAAAAGCGGCAGAAGAGUUCCUGAGAAAAUACGAACCUUCGUUCCGGUUGGGGAUUAGUUGAA
Cladophialophora immunda is the source of this 816-nucleotide messenger RNA. RefSeq lists its product as uncharacterized. NCBI's taxonomy places the organism in Eukaryota, Fungi, Ascomycota, Eurotiomycetes, Chaetothyriales, Herpotrichiellaceae. The record is from RefSeq and is a predicted model, not a curated record. The coding region runs from base 1 to 777 and encodes 258 amino acids. The transcript has a single exon.